CAAACGCGAAAUGCAACAUAGCAAUGUCCUCUUUAGGUAUGCUGUAAUUCCUUCGUCUAUACGUGUGUAUUUAUUUGUCCAGCGUUGGAACUCUACUUUAACUAAUUAUUUGUGCCAGGAUAAAGUAGACUCGUCGUAGUGAACUUUAAACCUUCUCAGGCUAUGUUAACAUGCUAGUUAGUUUAGCUUGCUAGUUAGCUUAGCUUGUUAGCUGCUAACAAAGAGACGCGGGGCGUUAUCAACACGUCGCUAAGCAGAGAUCAGAUGUGAGUGUAAAGUGUUGGGAUUGUGUGAAAAUGUGCGAAAGAACGAUAGCAGAGUACGAAGACUAGGAGGAACUUUCUCCAACAAAAGAGGAGAACGAGCGACAUCGUCAUCUACUGGACGUCGUUUUCAAAAAACACACAGAACAGACGUCUGUGAAGACCGUCUUCUCCCUGAGCGACAGGAAUGGAGCUUUAAGAUGGAGCAACAAGAGCCACAACCCUCCCACUUUAGAGAGGAAGACGAGGACCCACUGACCCCCAAGUUUAAACCGGAUCAGGAGGUGCCAAAAAAGCAAGUAAUUAAAGAUGAAGAGGAAGUACGCUGCAUCAAUCGGGAAGGAGAGCAUCUUGAAUGGUUGGAGGAGUUCGCAGUCAUUGGUGUUCCUGUGAAGAAUGAAGACGUCUGUGAGGAACAUCUUCCUGAGCAGCAGGAGUGGACCUCCAGGACGGAGCUGGAGGAGCCACAGACCCUGCAUUUUGGAGAGGAAGGGGAGCCACGGCUUCCCCGCAUUAAAGAGGAAGAGCAGGAAAGCAGAAUCAGUCAAGAGGGGGAGCAUCUGGAGGAGGUUGAUGUUUCCAAGUUCCCAUUGACUGUCAUUGUGAAGAGUGGAGAUGAUGAGGAGAAGAGAGAGGCGGAGCCUCCAAGCAGCAGCUCAACUCAACACAUAUCAGAAGCUGAUGAGGACCACUGUGGAGGAUCACAAGCAGACAAGCUCUUCGCUCCACUAUCAGAUAGUGACGACAUGUCACACUCUCCUGACACUGAUGAUGACGACUCUAAAGCUGAUAAGACACGUCCCACUGACAACACACACUUCCAAUGCUCUCACUGUGACAAAACCUUUUAUCAACCUUGUCACCUGAAAGUGCACAUGAGAAUACACACUGGGGAAAAGCCUUUUAACUGUUCAAUCUGUGGUAAAGGUUUUACCCAAAGCGGUCAGUUGAAAGUACACACGAGAACGCACACCGGAGAAAAACCUUUCCCCUGUACAGUCUGCGGUAAAUAUUUUGUGCAAAGACAGUAUUUAAAGAUACACAUGAGAAUACACACCGGAGAAACCCCUUUCACCUGUUCAAUCUGCGGGAAAGGUUUUACCCAAAGGCAGUGUUUGCAAGUGCACAUGAGAACACACACGGGAGAAACCCCUUUCACCUGUUCAAUCUGCGGUAAAGGUUUUCUACAAAAUCGUAAUUUGAAAACGCACACGAGGCUGCACACCGGAGAGACCCCUUUUACCUGUUCGAUCUGUGGCAAAGAUUUUACACACAGUAACAAUUUGAAAUUGCACAUGAGAAUACACACCGGUGAAAAACCUUUUACCUGUUCAAUCUGCGGUAAAGGUUUUGUGCAAAGUAGCAAUUUGAAAGCACACGUAAGAACACACACACGUGAGAAAGUGUUGAGUUGCAGUGUGUGUGGUGAAAGAUUCUCUUAUAAGUACCAGUGUAAGAAACACAAGUGUGCUGGUGAGAACCGAAGCAGCAAAUGAAGCUGCAUGGUUUUAAGUAAUCCGUCAAAACUUUUAACUUUGGCUUUCCAACACCACCACCACAUAAAACGUGUGUGUGUGUGUGUGUGUGUAACCCAAUCUUGUUAUAUACCUGGUUCUACCAUUUGUAGAUUUGAUAUUUUACCUUAGUGCUUUAAUGUCA
This is a messenger RNA of Nerophis lumbriciformis (worm pipefish), 1922 nucleotides long. Lineage: Eukaryota; Metazoa; Chordata; Actinopteri; Syngnathiformes; Syngnathidae. The record is from RefSeq and is a predicted model, not a curated record.